AUGAACCAAGUCAAAGAGAAAUUGAAAAUGCAGCCGCGACGGUUGAACCACCACGAAAGUCAAAGCGUCGAGAAGAAAGCGCUGAUUCUUCAUCUAGAGGUAGAACUGCUGGAAUUUUGCCCAAACUAUGCAUCAUAUGCAAAAAGAAAGAACUUUUCUAUAACGACAAAGUAAGCAGCUAAACGCAGAAAUUUUAAUUAUAUUAUAUUUUGACAUUUUGGGGGUUUUUCUCGCUUUAAUACAAAUUCUUUUUCUUAUUUUUUCUUAAAAAUUAAUAUGUUUUCGUAGAAUUCUAAUCAAAGUUUUUAAAAAAUUGCCUGGUUAGGAAUAGGUUUAGGGUGUAGGGACUGGACUGCCAGUCUUUAGCACUUUCUGAAACCUGACGGGCUGCCAGUCAAUAUUCACGGGGUUCUUUCUUGCAGAAAUCGAGAAAGCGUAUACUUAAUUGCGGGAAGCAGCAGAGAUGAAAAACGAUGAGAAUAUUCUAAUUCAUAUCAAAUAAAAGGACUGUGUUGCGAUUGAAGUGUGCUAUCAUAAGACGUGCUACAAGAACUAUACUCGUUUUCUUUCUAAGCCAGACGUUGAUCAAGCAAUGGAUUCCGUCUUUAACACGGCCUACAAAUAUUCUGCAAGGAAAUCAUUGAUGACCGAAUAUGCAAAAAUCGUGAGAUUUUCUUUCUGACGAAGUUGGUUAAUAUUUUUCGGAGCUAUAUCGAUAAGUGUAGAGAUCGAGAGGGUGAAGAAGGUUCGAGGUACAAGGCCGGUAACCUAAAGAAUCGUCUUCAGAAGAGCCAUCCACAACUUGUUUUCCAUGCUCCUGGGAGAAGAAACAGAAGUACGCUAGUUUUUGCUGAGGGGGUCUCAGAUUUGUGUGGUCUCAGAUUUGAUCUCAGAUGUGGUCUCAGAUUUGUCAAGUGCUUUUGACAAAGGAAAUGAAGCAUUUACGCAGUUGGUUUCGAAUAAAUUGCUGGUCGAAGAACCUGAUAUAUUUUCAACGAUUCCAAAAAUGAAACUAAAAACAUUUGAUGCAUUGAACAAGCCUGUAUCACGAAUGACUUGGAAAGGUCAAGUUGUUUCUUUGAGGACUGACAGAAAUACCUUAGCCAGGCUAUUCGUGAUUGGCCAGAAAAGAUCAAUCGAUGUGCAACAAAUGCUGUCCUUUUGCCUUGGCUCUUGCCCUCUAUCAUUAGCAACCGUUACUGGAGGUAUUUGCAAAACGACUAAAGCAAAGUUACUUCAAUCAUUCCAAUCUGAAUUCCUUGAUUGCAUUGUUGAUAAUUUUCAUGAUGCCUGUUGCGUUCUUAUUGAUGCAAUGGCGGUUCUUCAAUCCACAGUCCUCGUGCCCGAAACCUACGGAGAACUUGCUGACGAUAUUCUUGUUAGAGUACUAGCUGUAGCUCGCAAAUUCAAGGCGUCCCGUGUGGAAUUCGUGAGUGAUCGUUAUCCAGCGCAAAGCAUAAAAAAUGCACAGAGAGAGAAGAGAGUGACUCAGGGCGAAUGCAGCGUUCGUAUUUAUGCAAAAGAUCAGAAAGUUUUCAAACUCUGGAAGAAAUUCCUGUCAAACGGCAAGAAUAAAGAAAAUCUGGUUUCCUUUUUGCUGGACACAUGGUCGAACAUGGAGGGGCGCCAUUUGGGUGAACAUGAACUAUUCGUCACAUCUGGAUCCAACUGCACAAAGUUGUCGAGCACAGCUGAAAUUCUACACCAUGAUAUGGUCAUCGAAUUAUCAGACUGUGAUUAUGAAGAAGCUGACACGAGGCUGAUGCUCCAUGCGGCACAUGCAGCAAAAUGCGGUCACCAAACCAUUGUUAUCAAGUCGCCAGAUACGGAUGUGUGUAUUUUAGGACUGUACUCAAAGAUUUCUCUUCCAGAAACGUCAUUGUUUCUUUACACUGGCUCUGGUGAACACAGUAGAAUAUUAUCGCUUGAUGUAAUUUCAUCUUCAAUACCGCCCGAGCUUAGUUCUGCUUUACCUGGACUCCAUGCAUUCACUGGUAGGUAUAUUCAUUGCAAUUUUACUCAACCCUUUCGUCGUCAUCAAUAUUUUACACUGUACAAUAAUACAUUACUUCAUUUAGGUUGUGACUAUACCAGCUCGUUUUUUGGGAAGGGGAAAGCGAAGGCCCUUAAACUAGCUCGAUCAAAUGAACAUUUUCUGCAGGCGUUUUCAGAGUUUGGAUCCACGGAAGAGGCUGAUCAUAAAGCUGUCACCACACUUGACAAGUUUACGUGUUCUCUCUUUGGUGAUUCGAAAGCUCAGACCGUGAACGACGCGCGUUAUAACCUAUUCACACAGGGAAAAUUUGGUGAAGAUUGUUUGCCUCCCAAUAAAGAUGCCCUUGCUUUGCAUAUCGACCGCUGUAACUAUACGUCUCAUUCAUAUGGCGCCGUUGUCUGAAUCAAGAGAUCGGAGCUCCUCAUUUUAGGAAUCAUGGUUGGGAAGUGGACGAAAGUGGCAAAGUUAGCGUGAAAUGGUUAUCUGGUCUACCCGCGAUGGACAACAUUCUGGAAUCCUCCAGCUGCAAGUGCAAAACCGGUUGUAAGACUAAACGAUGUGGUUGCAAGAAAGAAGACUUGGAAUGCACAGAGCUGUGCUUCUGCUGUGAUUGCCAAAAUCAGAAAUAUUCCAAUGCCGAUGAAGAUGACGAUGAUUUUUACCAGGAGGAUUUUGAAAUGGACGAUAUUGACAUCGAAUGA
Molecule: messenger RNA, 2697 nt
Organism: Paramuricea clavata
Lineage: Eukaryota; Metazoa; Cnidaria; Anthozoa; Malacalcyonacea; Plexauridae
Source: the annotation of a GenBank genome assembly